This is a messenger RNA of Microbotryum saponariae, 1122 nucleotides long. Lineage: Eukaryota; Fungi; Basidiomycota; Microbotryomycetes; Microbotryales; Microbotryaceae. The record is from the annotation of a GenBank genome assembly.
AUGCCGGUCACAGCGCGUCGAAAGCUUUCGUGGAGCGCGUAUGGCAGGUCAGUGCACGAUCGACCGUUCCAGUGAAUCAGUUGAUCCGACCCCUCCUAUACCCAUACCCACCCCUACUCUUACCCCUUCGCACAGAGCUUCCUCAAGAACGCCGGCCACGACGCCAACUCGUUCGGACACCUCAAGGUGACCCAUGUCCCGAAACCGGGCGUCGUCGAGGCCGAGAUGGUGGUGAAGCAGCAUCAGAGUCAGCUCAGCGGACGCACUAGACAGAUUCACACAUCCAUUCGGGGCUGAUUCAGGUUUGCUCUCUCUCUUUUUUUGGGCGGGUCAUAUCUAUCGUGCGAUGGACUCGUUCGCGGCUUGACCGUUCACCCCACACCCCCACUUUCUCAAUCCUCCGUCUCGGCCAUCCCAACGUUCCUGAUCCGCCUUGCAUACCCGUGGGCUAGUCAACCGAGUCGGCGUCAGUCAUCGAUCCCCCCACCAUCGAAUCUGCGAGUAAACCCACUCAUCCCCUACCCAGCUUCCUCCGUUCACCACAGUCCCUCCACGGUGGUCUCACCUCGUCCCUGGUCGAUUCGAUGGGUUCCCUCGCGCUCUCGAGCAGGGGCUUAUGGAUGACCGGCGUCAGUACGGAUAUCAACGUCACGUGAGUCACGAGCACACCUUGGAGGGUCAGAGAAUUCGAUUCUUUGAGGAAUGUAUAGAGUUGGGUGGCCGCUGAUGGAGAAGAAAACUUUUCCCGACCGCCUUCAGGUUCGUCCGCGCCGCUCCGUUGGGUGAAACGGUCAGAUUACAAGCUCACGUGAUCGGACAAGGUAAGCCACCAUAGCAUCUUUCUUCCCAUCCUCACCUCCAUCUCGUAACAAAUUCAUUUCUCCCUGUGCUUGAUAGGUAAAACCCUCGCCUACACGCGCAUCGAGAUGUUCUCCACCAAGACGGGCAAGUUGCUCGCUUACGGUAAGUCAAUCCUAAACAUCCCCGCUCGAAGAAGCAACAAGCCUGAUCAUCGAAUUUCUGAUCAUAUCCUCAGGCUCACAUACGAAAUACAUCGCUUUGGCGUUGAAGUCGGAGCAAAACGUCACGUUUUCGGAGGAUGGGGAGACACAGGUAGAGUAA